Molecule: messenger RNA, 570 nt
Organism: Xylaria bambusicola
Lineage: Eukaryota; Fungi; Ascomycota; Sordariomycetes; Xylariales; Xylariaceae
Exons: 2
Coding region: 1-570 (189 amino acids)
Biological process (GO): mitochondrial respiratory chain complex IV assembly
Cellular component (GO): mitochondrion; mitochondrial inner membrane
Source: RefSeq, a predicted model, not a curated record
AUGGCGCAAGACGAUAAUACUCCUCCAAAUCUGCGCGGGCCUCCCCCUGGCGCUACCGAACCACCAGACCAUGUAAAGAAGCCACAGAUCUACGAGGUUUUCCAUCCCUCUACGUCGCUCGAUAGAAGCGACAUCGCCAGCGCAUCGCCGGCGGGGACAAGCACAGAGGGGCAGCCUAACAGACAACCAAGACCAACCUUCAAAGAUGGAAUUGAAUCCAUCAAAUCAGAUGAUUUUCUCAAAGUACAUCAUAUACCAUGCGCUAGAGAAGGUCUUAUGACAGGCAUAGGGGCCGGUGCGGUUCUGGGAAUGGGGAGGUAUUUUACGGGAGCGAGAGCACCUAAAGCGGCAAACUGGGCAUUCGGGGCCUUCCUCCUUGGCAGCAUAGUACAAUGGGAGUAUUGCCAGGCACAAAGGCGCAAGGAGCGUGCCGCUAUGGCACGGGUUGUCGAGGUCAUUGAUCGCAAACAGGCCGAAAAGAAGGCACAGGCAGCCGAGGCCGCGCGAUUAAAACAAGAAGCAGAAGAGAAGGCGCAACAGGCACAGAAAAGCUGGUAUAAAUUCUGGUAA